Lethenteron reissneri (Far Eastern brook lamprey) is the source of this 549-nucleotide messenger RNA. RefSeq names its product protein Wnt-7b-like. The record is from RefSeq and is a predicted model, not a curated record. Gene Ontology annotation, biological process: positive regulation of JNK cascade; canonical Wnt signaling pathway; neuron differentiation. Gene Ontology annotation, cellular component: extracellular region. Gene Ontology annotation, molecular function: cytokine activity; frizzled binding. NCBI's taxonomy places the organism in Eukaryota, Metazoa, Chordata, Hyperoartia, Petromyzontiformes, Petromyzontidae.
ACGCUGCCCCAGUUCCGCGAGGUGGGCUCCGCGCUCAAGCGCAAGUACGACGAGGCGGUCCACGUGGCCGUGCACGCCGGCCGCUACCGCCACCGCUACCCCGCCUUCCUCCAGGCGCGCUCGCGCGGCCACCGCAAGCCGCUCCACACGGAGCUCGUGUUCACCGAGAGCUCGCCUAGCUACUGCGAGGAGGACCGGCUGACGGGCAGCGUGGGCACGCGCGGCCGCCCGUGCGACCGCACGUCGCCGCACGCCGACGGCUGCGAGCUGCUGCUGCGGCGCGGCUACGACACGCGCCGGUACACGCGCUCGUGGCAUUGCAAGUGCGAGUUCCGCUGGUGCCUACGUGCGCUGCAGCACGUGCAGCGAGGGGGCGGAGGAGUACACGUGCAAGUGACGGCGGCGGCGGCUUGCUGGAAGCUGGGGCCCCGACUAAUCCGCCGGCUCGAUCGCUCGCCCCGUCGACUGUCGGCCAUGGCCCCCACGGGCCUCGCCCCUGGCAACAACAAUCAUGGCCGGACAAAAUUGUCAGCGGAUGUCGCUGCCUGA